AUGUAUUCAGAGGAGUGCAUUGCUGAUGAUAUCGAACUGCCUUCAAUGAGUGGUUUGCCAAAUCCCCUGGGCGCCAUUGGUUGUGAAUUUGCUAGGAUCAGAAAGAAUAAGAGUAAACAACAGAGGACAUACAAAACAGACAAUGUGAGCGGUUUACCGAGCAGGUCAAACUUAGUAACCAUGACCUGUUUGGGAUGCAAUAAAAGCUCGCCAACGACGCGUUGCCUACAAUGUAGAAACCUAUUUUGCAAUGACUGCUGCUAUAAUUUUAUAUCAGUCUGUCAAAUGAGAAAACACGCGCUCCACCCUAUAGAUCCGUCAUUUAUCGGUAUGAUACCAAGUCCUAAAAACAGUGAUAAAGACGACAUGUACUGUGAACUCCACGAAGAUGCUUUGAAAUUUCAUUGCAAAGAGUGCAGUGUUUUUAUUUGCCAUAAAUGCACUCUGUGGGAUCAUAAAGACCAUGACUACAUUCCAGUAAACGGUGUUUUCGAUAAACUUACUCGUUUAGAUAUGAUGGAUGUAAUAAAAGAUGUUAUAAACAGUACGAAUACAAUUAAAAUUGAAAUCGAUCGCGUGACGGCAAUGUCAAAAGCUUAUGCUAAAGAAUCUGCGGAAGCAGAAAAUAAAAUCAGAACAGCUAUGCAGUAUUUGGCUAAGGCUGUCGAAGACCAUGAAAAGUACCUUUUGGAUAAGGUUGCAAAUAUGCGUCAGACGAGGAUGAAGGAAUUAUCUCGUCAUAUAAAUAAAUUGAACGGUAUGCUUGAAGGUUUAUCUCUUUCAAACGACUCAUUAAUGCGAAAUAUAGAUGCACAAGGAGUGGAGUUAUUUAUAGUCAAAGAAAAUAGUAGAGCUCUGGUGGAUCAUAUUUCAUCUACAUUCGAAAAUAUGAAUGUGAAUGAGGAGAAAAUUGGCUUUAUUCCACCCAAUCAUUAUUUAAUAGAACAAUUAAAACGUGAGUGUGAUGUACAGCCAAUUUCUCCGAGUAGUAAUGUAUUACUUAAUUACUCUUUAAAUCACCCUCGCCAGUCUUGCAGAUGCAGUAUUUGCAAACAGCUCAAUAGUUUACCUCUUUCGAAUCACAAUGUGGUCACAGUUAGCGGCAUGAACUCACAACCACGUUUUUAUUCGAUUACGAGUAUAAGGUCUGCCAAUAGUCAUUACGACUACCCUAACUAUUCGCCAUCGUCUGUUAUAAAUAAUGUUUCUCAUUUAAGUCGUGAAGGUUCUGGAAUCGGUCCAUCGGGCAAUAUGACCGAACGGUAUAGUCCGAUUUUUUUAGAAAAUCAGUAA
Diatraea saccharalis (sugarcane borer) is the source of this 1293-nucleotide messenger RNA. The record is from the annotation of a GenBank genome assembly. NCBI's taxonomy places the organism in Eukaryota, Metazoa, Arthropoda, Insecta, Lepidoptera, Crambidae.